Pollicipes pollicipes is the source of this 885-nucleotide messenger RNA. Its product is annotated as phospholipid scramblase 2. Gene Ontology annotation, molecular function: phospholipid scramblase activity. Lineage: Eukaryota; Metazoa; Arthropoda; Thecostraca; Pollicipedomorpha; Pollicipedidae. The transcript has 2 exons. The coding region runs from base 141 to 587 and encodes 148 amino acids. Gene Ontology annotation, cellular component: plasma membrane. The record is from RefSeq and is a predicted model, not a curated record. Gene Ontology annotation, biological process: plasma membrane phospholipid scrambling.
AGCUGCUGGAGGCGUUCACCGGCUUUGAGACGGCCAACAAGUACGUGAUCAAGACGUCCACCGGCCAGGCGGUGUACUACGCGGCCGAACAGAGCGGCUGCUGCACGCGCUGCUGCUGCGGCCGCGGCCGACCGUUCCGCAUGAGCGUCGUGGACGCCGCGCAGGUGGAGGUGCUCUCCAUGGACCGGCCGCUCAAGUGCCAGUGCUGCUGCUGCUUCUGCUGUCUGCAGGAGCUGGAGGUGAGCGCCGGCGGCAUGCCGAUGGGCACCGUCACGCAGGAGUGGUCGGUGAUGAAGCCGAGCUUCAGCGUGCGCGGUCCCGACGGCCAGGUGCGCCUGCAGAUCCACGGCCCCUGCUGUGUCUGCAAGUGUUGCGCCGACGUCGACUUCCCCGUGAUGUCGGCCGACGGCAGCCGCCAGGUGGGCACCAUCACCAAGCAGUGGGGCGGCAUGACCAAGGAGGUGUUCACCGACGCCUCCACGUUCGGCGUCACCUUCCCGCACGGCCUCGACCCGGCCACCAAGGCGACGCUCUUCGGCGCCACCUUCCUCAUCGGCUACAUGUUCUUCGAGCGCGACAGCAACUAGCGCCGAGUGGCGGCGGCGGCGCCGCCCGGCACCGCUGACGGCCGGCCGUCCAAGCGCGGCGGCCGACACCAGCCGUCCACACCCUGUGCCUUGAUCCGGCAGCGGCCGCUGCCGCGCGCCGGCGCCUUCCGAUCUGACCCCGAUGGGCUCUCGAGUCGGCACGGUUUCAUUGUUUUCAGGGCCGGAGUGGUCUCCGCGGCGCACGGAAACAACGCCGUGUAAAACAUAUACCUCGCCGUUCUGUUGCGUAUGUGGAUGUGAUAGUCCAAGCACCGUAUUUUAUGACACCUGUCAUGGA